UCGCCCGACGACGAAUUCAUCUGGUCGUCAGGUGUUUCUAAUACGGGCGAAUGAAAAUUUUGCCGUUAGUUGAUCUUCGCGUGUCGUCGGGAAUUAAAGCCCAACGGGUCGUUGGUUUGUGCAACUCAGUUCCCCAGAGGAGAUCGAAAGAACGGUUCCGGUUAUUUGUAAUUGAACUUGUGUAAGAAGUGUAUUGAUAAGGUUAGACAUCCACCGCAGUGAAAAAGGGCGCCAGCAUUUGAUCUCACGAUCGUAUCUCUGAACAUCCUAAAGGCGUCCCCCGCCAAAUCAUUGGUGUCAGCCGGCAUUGUUGGAGUUUCGUGUUGUGUUUUCGCUGUGCGGUGCUGUGUGUUUCGUCCUACGGGGGUUCAGUGUGAAAUGAGGUGAAGAUAAAAAUACCAUUUCCUGGUGCCUGCUACUUCUGCGUGAACCGAACUGGGUUGAAAAGUUCAUAAGAAGAAGUCACGUGGUGCGCUGUUGAGUGCGCUAGAAGAAAGAAAAAAAAAAUAACCCCGAUUGUGGAGUGGUUUGGUGGGUCAAGAGCGAUUACCGGUAGCAAAAAAUGCUCGAAGACGAAGAUUCCGAUCGUAUCGAGAAGAUCUGCCCCAUAUGCAAGAAGGAGGCUAGUAAACGAUGCUCCCGGUGUGCCAUGGUGUACUACUGCAGUGUGGAGCAUCAGCAGUAUGACUGGAAGGUGCACAAAGCCACCUGUCAUCCAUUUAAAAUCUGCUCGAAUGAACAGUACGGACGGUUUCUGGUGGCAACGCGAGACAUUAAAGCUGGUGAGAUCAUACUGAAGGAGUCGCCGCUGGUACACGGACCGGCCCAAAUCACCGGACCGGUCUGUGUUGGAUGCUUGCAGGGAUUGGAGGAGAAGAAACAUCAAGAAUGUGAACGCUGCGGAUGGCCCGUCUGCAAGCGAUCUUGUCAAGAUCAUCCAGCUCAUCAGGCCGAGUGUAAAUUUACCAUCGCACGGGGCAGUAAGAUUUCCAUCCAGCACUUCUAUGUACCUCAUCCAACAUACCAGUGCCUGAUGCCGAUCCGCUGUCUGCUGCUGGCCGAGAGUGAUCCUGCCCGAUGGGAAGCACUGUUGAAGCUGGAAUCACACGAAGAGGAACGGCGAGGUUCGGAGCAAUGGCGAAACGAUCGGGAAGGGGUAGCCAAGCUGAUUCCACGAUUCUUCAAGUGUGAAAACAAAUGGGAUGAGGACGAAAUUCUGCGUGUGGUUGGCAUCAUUCAGGUGAACGGACAUGAAGUCCCGCUGACGGAACCAUCGUCGGUGGCCAUCUACAACAUGGCCUCAAUGCUGGAACACUCCUGCCGGCCCAACCUGUCGAAGAGUUUCACCAACAGGGGGGAAGUGGUCAUCUGGGCACCGAACGCGAUUCGACGCGGCGAUCGGCUCAGCAUCUGCUACACGGAUGUGAUGUGGACGACGGGCAAUCGGUUGGAGCAUCUGCAGCAGACAAAGAUGUUCCGCUGCGAGUGCGAGCGCUGUAACGAUCCGACCGAGUACGAAACGUACUUUAGCGCGCUCCGGUGUUCCGGGUUUCAGAAGGAUUCAAAGUGCAGGGGUUAUCUGCUGCCGGUCGAUAAGUCACAGUGGACCGGCGAGUGGAAGUGUUUGCGGUGCUCGAAGGAGGUGACGGGUGCGGCCGUGGGACAGAUACUGGAACGGGCCCGCAUCGAUCUGGAAGCGAUGGAGAAACAUCGGGAGGAUCAUUGUAACAAAUACCUGAAGCACUACUCGAAGUGGCUCGCCUCGAACCAUCAGUUUAUGGUGGACGUGAAGAUUUCGCUGUCGCAGGUGAUUGGUGGCAACAAUCCGGAAGCGAUCAAGAAGAUCCCGUACGACAAGCUGAUGAACAAGAUCAAGAUAUGUCAGGAUUUGAUAGCGCUGUUCGAGAAGAUUUGUCCAGCUGAAGCACGUGCUUUCGGUGCCACCCGGUUCGAGCUUCAUGCAGCACUGGCCGAGCUUGGGCGACGUUCCACCGAGGCAAACAACCCAGCUGCAGCGGCAGUACAGCUGGAAGAUUCACUGUACAAUGCAACCGAAUGCAUCCGUAUGCUGCUACACGAACCGUCCGUGCUGAUGGAAAGCAAAAUAUGUGCUCAGGCGCGUGUGAAUGCCAAUACGCUUAAGGCGCUGCUCGGUAUCAAGGAGUAGAAGGUGUAAGAAGGAAGCGAUAAAUAAACCGUAGAAACGUUAGAGCGAGAGAGAGAGAGAUUGAGAGACACAGCAGCGAUAUGUUAAGAAAGCAAAAGAAAAAGUCAUAGCUAAGAUGUGAGUAGCUGCACUGCAAUGGAUGCUACUUGUGGAGCUUAAGUAAAACCACCGCAACUGAUUCCUAGACGAGUGGUUACACGUGUAGGUGAUGUGCACUUCGGGAAAUUGUGUGUGAAAAUAAACGGUAGCUAAUUCACGUUACUGACGUACCUAUUA
This is a messenger RNA of Anopheles stephensi (Asian malaria mosquito), 2443 nucleotides long. It is a transcript of the gene SmydA-1, whose product is annotated as SET domain-containing protein SmydA-8. Bases 563 to 2167 code for a protein of 534 amino acids. The transcript has 6 exons. Gene Ontology annotation, molecular function: protein binding. Lineage: Eukaryota; Metazoa; Arthropoda; Insecta; Diptera; Culicidae. The record is from RefSeq and is a predicted model, not a curated record.